Molecule: messenger RNA, 1886 nt
Organism: Poecilia reticulata (guppy)
Lineage: Eukaryota; Metazoa; Chordata; Actinopteri; Cyprinodontiformes; Poeciliidae
Source: RefSeq, a predicted model, not a curated record
UGAUGCUGAUCAGCUCAAUCGAGAAUAUUAACAGCGAGAAAAACUGAUCCUUGGAGGACUAUGAGACUAAUGGCAGGUCUUCCUGGAAACACGCUGACCGUCAGGAUGUUACUGAGUGUCGUCUUUCUUCCAGGUGCUUUGGCUCUUUACUGUGAUAACAAACCAGCGACCCUCAAUAUCAUGGCACCAAACAACAUUGAAGCUCUGAGUGGAUCUUGUUUGGAGAUCCCAUGUAGUUUUACUACAAAUCAUCCUAAAUUUAACAAGGCCAUUAGUAUCUAUGGAGUUUGGAUGAAACGUAAUUUAGACUUUGACUCUAAUCCAAAUGAUGUAAUUUUCAACAGCAGUAAGUCAGUGAACACCUAUCCAUUGGAGUUAAGUGGAAACUUGUCAGAGAAAAACUGCACCACUCUGUUUCCUGAUUUAAACUCAAGUCAUGCAGACAUAUACUUCUUCAGGAUUGAGAACGGACCGUUCAGAGCAACAAGCUGCGCUCAUCCUCUCACUAUAACAGUUAAAGAUUCUCCUUGGAGUCCCAGCAUUAAUGUUCCCUCUGACCUGAAGGAGCAUCAGUCUGUCACUGUAACCUGCUCAGCUUUCACUCCCUGUCCAAACUCACCUCCUGAACUCACCUGGAAUCUCCAACAAGACUCUCUCAGACAAACAGAGAAAAACACAGAUGGAACCUUUACAACUAAAAUCCAGGAGAUCAUCACUCUGUCAGACACACAUGAUGGAUACAACAUCACAUGUUCUGCCAGAUAUCCUGUGAUUGGAGGAAACAAGACAGYAGAGACAGAAGUGACUCUCARUGUUUCAUAUGCUCCUAGAAACACCUCAGCAUCCAUCAGUCCAUCAGGUUUGGUGUCAGCAGGUAGCUGGGUGGAGCUGAGCUGCUCCAGCAGAGCUAAACCUCCACCCAGAUUCACCUGGUUCAGGAACAGUGAACAUGGAGACAUGAAUGUGUCUGUGGAGCAAGUUUACAGCUUCAAUGCAUCUGAGGGAGGAAAGUUUUACUGCGUGGCUUCGAAUGACCUGGGUCAAACCAACUCAUCUGUGAUCCUCCUUUCGAUUAAAGCUGGUUUGAUAAAUGGGGAUUUAAAGUUUUUAAUUCCACUUCUGGCUUUGAUCGUCAUCUCUGUGCUCAUCUGUCUGUUGAUCUCUGUUUGGUGCUCAAGGUCCAAACGUUUAACUCCACAAAAGACUCAGAGUCAAACUGGUGAAGAAGUUUAUGCUGAAAAAGGAGCCAAUAAACCAGAAGAAGCACUCCAAUACGUGGAAGUAAACUUCUUUAAGAAAAAACCUGAAGCUCCUUCUGACUCAGUGCAGGAAAGCGAACAGCAGGAGACGGUGUACGCACAGGUCAAAGCGCCGGGCGCAGGAAACGGAAAACAUUCCGUAGAUUGAUGAGGCAAAUACUUUGGAAAGUGUGUGUCAUGUUACACCCGGCCAUGGUACUGACAAUCAAACAUGGGGUGGUAGUGUGAGGGUUUGCAGCUGCUUUUUUUCUUUCUAUUUUCAUUUUUUUUUUAGAGGAUUUUCUUUAAUUUUGGUGGCCUUUGUUUUUGAGAAAGGGAGAAGACAUGCAACUACAGUCUAUCAUAUCUUAUACUUAACCAAAAGUAUGGGGCGUGCCCUUCAGGCAGAGUGCAGAGUUAAGUUUUUAUUAUUAUUAUUAUUAUUAAAAUAGAAACAAAUUUUCCUCAGACUUCAAAAUUCUUAGUUUGUUCAUGUUACUCAGAGGCCUGGUGUUGUGCAGAAGAACAAGUGGGCCAUAAAAAGUACCAGUAUCGUUACUAUAUUAGAAACACUGGAGAAGCCUCCACCGCCUCAAACAAACCUAACAGAAACAAAGAGGUUUUUACCUGUUGUCUGUUUGUCUCCAU